Messenger RNA from Electrophorus electricus (electric eel), 1548 nucleotides. It is a transcript of the gene pdcl, whose product is annotated as phosducin-like. The record is from RefSeq and is a predicted model, not a curated record. NCBI's taxonomy places the organism in Eukaryota, Metazoa, Chordata, Actinopteri, Gymnotiformes, Gymnotidae. Gene Ontology annotation, biological process: heterotrimeric G-protein complex assembly; regulation of G protein-coupled receptor signaling pathway. Gene Ontology annotation, cellular component: cytoplasm.
UAGUCACAGUGACAGGAAGAGACUUGUUUUCAUAAGCUAGGUCUUGGAAAUUUCAACCAUUUUUUUUCCCACUGGGAUAUUUUCCUGGUAAGAUUAUAAUCGUGCAAUAAUGACAACUUUGGAUGACAAGCUCCUGGGUGAGAAGCUGCAGUACUACUGCAGUAGCAGCGAGGAUGAAGAGACGGAUCACGAGGAUGAGGAGUGCCAGUCCAAGAGCAUCCGGGACCAGGACACGCUGGAGGCAGAGAUCGACUACAGCCCCGAUGGCACCGCUGUCAACACCGGCCCAAAGGGCGUGAUCAAUGACUGGAGGAAGUACAAGCAGCUGGAGACGGAGCAGCGGGUGGAGCAGCAGAAGGAGAUGGAGCGCCUGAUCAGGAAGCUGAGCAUGACCUGCCGGUCCAACCUGGAUGAGGAGGCAGAGAAGCAGAAUCAACAGGAGCUGCAGGACAAGAUUAACGGCAAGGUCACUCUGCGGGUCGAGGAGGAGGAGGAGGACGAUGACGACGAGGCCUUCCUCCAGCAGUACCGGCAACAGCGCAUGGAGGAGAUGAGGCGGCAACUGAGUGGUGGCCGCCGUUUCGAGCGCGUGAUCGGCGUCUCCUCGGGCGAGGAGUUCCUGCGCGCUAUCGAUGAAGAGGGCCGCAGCACCUUGGUGCUGGUCCACAUCUUCGAGCCAGACGUGCCAGCCUGCCAGGCGAUGGAGGGCAGCCUCCUCUGUCUGGCUCUGCAGUACCCCCAGGUGAAGUUCUGCCAGGCGAGGGGCUCUGUGCUGGGCACCAGUGCCCUGUUCCGGAGCUCCGCCCUACCUGCCCUCCUGCUGUACCGCGGUGGAGAGCUGGUGGGUAACCUUGUGCGUGUCUCUGACCAGCUGGGUGACGACUUCUACGCCACAGACGUGGAGGCGCUGCUGCAGGAAUAUGGGCUGCUUCCAGAGAAAGCCCCGCCAACGCACUCCACCAUCCGCAAUGCGGCCGUCACACAUGCCAGCGACUCGGACAGCGAUCUGGAUAUAGACUAGACGUGCAGACACAUGCACAGAUAGGUGCGCACACAGAGCUGAUUCACUAUCGCAUAAUGAGCAGUUGAGGUGACCAAGACAGGACUCAUGUCUGUGUAUAAACACACAUGUAGAUACACCAACUUUCAUGGUGCACUUUAAUCAGAACCCUUCUAAUAUUUUACUGUAAUCAGCCAAUAUGAGGUAAGGUGAGCUUUAAGUUACACUUAAAUCACUGAAUUAAAUAAAUGAGCAGACAAAUAUGUGGGUCACCACAUAAUUAUACCAGAAACCUGUUUAUUUACCAUGUAUUUCUUGAGUGUGAAUUAUUUAGUUUCUGCUGUAUGCAAUUCAGGAGGCAGAACCAGUCAUAAACAUCCAUGCAUGUGUAUCUAUUUAUUCUACUUUUAGUUGAUUGAGUUUAGUUUUUGUUUUGAAUGUGCAUUGUUUUUCCUUUUAGAUAUGAAUUUUGUUCCAGAACCUAGUUUUAUACCUUUUAUAAAUGUUCCCACUAUGUCCACAAUGAAUAAACCUGUUUGUGAUGUUCA